CGGUGUCCCAAGUCAAUCACUGCUGAAAAGACACCGAGAUGGGAAGACGUGGUGUGUUAGUAGCCUCGACCCUGGCACCCGCUGUGUAGCCAGGAAACAAGCCGAUCGGCUUAACACGACCACGGCAUCAAGCAAUCACCUGAACGGGAACGGCCAUUGUCUCCCUUUCAACGAACGACAUUCGACAAUGGUGAUGCGAUUGCGCUUGUAGACCAAGGCGAAACCACCUGUCCUAUUCAUAUAAUGUUUUCCUCUUCGAGCUCGAGCAAGAAAGCACCUCCCCAGCAGCAGGAGAUGGUGCAAGUUGACAGGUCCGACUCUGGCUCCCCUUUUUGGAGAGCGCCCCAGAAGGAUGCCCCGCUAAAGAAGACGACGACUCGUGACUCGGGCAAGAUAGUUGGCGCUGCCUACUCCCAUGCCGACAUGCUCAAGUUCGAAUCAAUAAAUCGACCACGCACCCCUCCUCCCUCUUCCUCUGCCCUCGGCCGAACCACCUCCAACAGUCGUUCAGCCUCGCCCCAUGUCAAAGGAGUAACAUCGCCCCCCUUUAAGAACUACAUGAACUUCAUAACGAGCACCAACGAAGACUGGGCAGCCGAUGACGCAGACGAUGUAUACGCCUACGAAGACGAUGGCGACGACGACUUUGGCCUUCCCAGUCUGUCCAGCAUGAAAAGGAAGUCGCGCCGGGCAGCAGCGCAGACUGAACAGGGAACCAGCCGAGGAAAAGCAGCAGACACGUUUACGGACUCGACCGGACGCCGAUAUUCAGACAGCGCCGACAUAGCCAUCGAGCGACCAGCAUCUACCUACCCCAUGCCCAAGAAGACCGAAGGCAAGAUCCUCCGACCACAGUACAGAGACAUACUCCGCGACCCCGCAAAUGCCCUACACCUAAUCAGCCACCCCUCAGUACCACCUAAUGCCUCCCAAAAGGAAAUCGAUGCCGCCAACUCAAGGAUAACCAGGAUAAACAAAUUCAAAAAGAUUCUCCAAGCGUCAACAAUCCCUCUCAACGAUCUCCGCGCCCUAGCCUGGUCCGGCGUACCAGAAGAAGUCCGGGCCAUGACAUGGCAGCUCCUGCUAAGCUACCUCCCCACUAGCAGUGAAAGGAGGGUAGCCACACUCGAGCGCAAACGAAAAGAAUACCUAGACGGUGUACGACAAGCCUUUGAACGAGCCGGUGGUGCUCCACCACCGUCCACCGGAAAGGGAGGCGGAGGCAACCGCGGCCUCGACGAAGCCAUCUGGCACCAGAUCAGCAUCGACGUCCCCCGAACGAACCCACACAUCGAGCUCUACGGCUAUGAAGCCACACAGCGCUCUUUGGAGCGUAUCCUCUACGUAUGGGCGGUUCGACACCCAGCAAGCGGCUACGUACAGGGCAUCAACGAUCUGGUGACACCCUUCUGGCAGGUGUUUCUGGGCACAUACAUCACGGACCCGGACAUAGAGAGCGGCAUGGACCCGGGCCAGCUUCCUAGGGUGGUGCUGGACGCCGUCGAGGCCGACACGUUCUGGUGCCUGACUAAGCUGCUGGACGGCAUACAGGACCACUACAUUGUGGCGCAACCGGGCAUUCAGAGGCAGGUGGCGGCGCUGAGGGACCUGACGCAGAGGAUCGACGCCGGGCUGGCGAAGCAUUUGGAGGAGGAGAACGUCGAGUUCAUCCAGUUCAGCUUCAGGUGGAUGAAUUGUCUGUUGAUGAGGGAGAUCAGUGUCAAGAACACGAUUAGGAUGUGGGAUACGUACAUGGCCGAAGAACAAGGCUUCUCGGAAUUCCACCUCUACGUCUGCGCCGCCUUCCUCGUCAAAUGGUCCGACAAGCUCGUCAAAAUGGACUUCCAAGAGAUCAUGAUGUUCCUCCAGUCCCUGCCGACACGCGAGUGGACCGAGAAGGACAUUGAGCUCCUGCUCAGUGAGGCGUAUAUCUGGCAGAGCUUGUUCAAGGGGUCCUCGGCGCAUCUGAAAGGACAGCCGAGUAGUAGGACGAACUCGUUGAACUUUCAGCUUUGAGCUGGGCACCUUGACACAAGGGACUUGCUUCAGGGCAAGAGAGACGCCACUUCAGGGGAUGUUCGAUUCGGAAGGAGCGGGAAAUUCCCCGUCUGUGAGAGAGUUUGGCCAGGCUGUCCUGGGGACGGCCAGUCAAGCCAGUCAGCCAGCCAGCCAUUGGGCUGCUGGUGCUGCAGAUAUGGACGGACAUACGGAACGAAAAAAGUUUAUAAUACCAAAGGGGACGGAAGAAGGGACGAAAGAUGAUUGCGAACAGAGAUACCAUUGGAUUGGAUUGGAUGAAGACGGAGGAGGCUGGCUACCCAAGUACGUAACCAGGUGCUACUUGUAAACUGAACACAGUACAUAGUUAGCUCUACAAGUUACCUACCUACUUAUUGUAAUAUUACUACCAUGACUGGAAA
Molecule: messenger RNA, 2420 nt
Organism: Neurospora tetraspora
Lineage: Eukaryota; Fungi; Ascomycota; Sordariomycetes; Sordariales; Sordariaceae
Product: rab-GTPase-TBC domain-containing protein
Exons: 6
Coding region: 244-2016 (590 amino acids)
Biological process (GO): activation of GTPase activity
Cellular component (GO): Golgi apparatus
Molecular function (GO): GTPase activator activity
Source: RefSeq, a predicted model, not a curated record